Venturia canescens is the source of this 5750-nucleotide messenger RNA. Its product is annotated as sperm flagellar protein 2-like. Gene Ontology annotation, molecular function: protein binding. Lineage: Eukaryota; Metazoa; Arthropoda; Insecta; Hymenoptera; Ichneumonidae. Bases 1 to 5748 code for a protein of 1915 amino acids. The record is from RefSeq and is a predicted model, not a curated record. The transcript has 5 exons.
AUGAUGAAUAUAAUGGUAAUGGAAGAAAGAAAACGGCAUUUUGUCUCGCGACUCAUUUCACACGGUUGGGCGUUGAAAUAUUUUAGAAAUGUUUGGUUGAAAGGAACGAGGAAAGUAAGAGAUGAUUGGCGGCAAACGAUACAACGAGAAAUGGGCGAAAUAAUAAGAGAUUGGUUGAGGACUCGUUUAGGAGUGAUAAUUGAAUUGAGUCCUGAGGUAUUUGGACAUUACGCGAAGGAUGGAACCCUACUGGCCAAAGUUCUUCACAGCUAUGACGUGAUAAACGACAGCCAACUGAGCACGCUAUUGGAAACUCAGGAUCCGGCAUUGGCGAGGGUGAAUUUGAAGCAUUUGAGGGUAUGGCUAAGAUUCGUGGGGGUCGAUUGCGACAACGAUUGCAUCGAGGACAUUUCGAACGGCAAAGGAACGAUGGCCCUACGACUAUUUUACAAAGUAUUCUUGUGUCUGGAGAACAAAGAUAGAUUGCACUUUAUAACGCUGCAAAAAGAGCGUGAAAAAUACAUACCGAGUUGUUCGAAAUUCGACGUGACAGUUGUCUCGGAAGAGCCGUUAACUUGGCAAUCGAGGGACCAACUGUUCACGGAUUCGUUGAAAAAAAGUGCGAGUUUGAUCGAUUGGCGGAAAAAAAAGUACCAGGACCUGGUGGACGGCUCGAAAAAACGCUUCGAUAAGUUUCGCUCCUCUCAAAAAGUUAACGAAAUUUUAGAGAGCCUGCAAACUUGCAGUAAUAAAAAGAAAAGCUCCGUAGGUAAAAAAGGCGAAUUAUUUUCGACCCCGGAAGUGUCCAGGGAGCUUGACGAGUUCGCGAAAAAACAUAGGGUGAAAAAAUCUCCGGAGCCCGGCGCUAGUGAUCCUUGCGAAGAUAUAUUUCAGUCUGAUAUGAAAGAGACGAGCCGAGCUCCGAUGAUCGAUCCGGAUGCAGCGAGAGCUUAUACGAAGGCCUUGAGAAAUAAACAUCGUCAGGAAGCGUUGACGAAGAGUUUUAAAACACGAAUGCAAAUGAAUCUUCUCGCGGAACUCUGGAAAAAAGUUCUGGACGAUCAAGAGAUGGAAUUCGACGAGAUAAUCGCUAAAAAAGUGCUUCAUCAGUCGCAGUACGAGAAGCAGCUUGUUAGAAAAUUGUGCGAGGUCCGAAGUGAAAAAUCAAGGAUGGCCACUAAUCGAAUGAUCGUUGAAAAACUAAUGGAGAAUACGAGAGAGAGCGAAUUGCGCUUGGAACAGGAAAGAGCUCGAGAAGUUAUGGUCCGGGAGAACGAGGAGGUCGAAGCUGAGCGUCGAAGAAUAAACGAGCUCGAACGUAAAAUCGAGGAACAAACGAAAUUUAAAAAAGAAGCGCAACUCGCUAAAUUCGGUGAAAGAAUAGUCCUCGAUCUUGUGGACAUGGCCAUUAAGACUGGGGAAUACAGGCGCGAGAGCAACGAAAUUCAAGUGCCGGAUGUUUUGUUGAACCAGUGGAAGGCACUUUUCUUAAAAAGUCAACCGAUCAUCGAGGUUAGCAGCCAACUUUUCACGAAGGACGAUCUUGAGGCGGACGAAGAGACACGCGAAGAAAGCUUGGUGGAAGACAACGACGCGAGAACACGAAUAUUGAACGAUGAGGAUUUUAAAAAUUAUCUACAUAUGAAAUUGCCGUGGAAAGAUUUCCUCCCAAAUGUUGACCAAGAAGUCGCUGAUUAUUUAAAUCUUGGUCUCGUUGUUCUUGGAUACAUUGUUCAUAAGACUCUCGAGAGUCUGUAUCCCCGGGAUCAAUCGGACCUAGUGGAAUCGUCACUUCCGGCAAUGAGAACGCGAGCCGUUGUCCUCGGAAUCCCGGAUUCUUUGCUUUACGAGCCGAUUCAACAACUUCUUGAAAACAGUAAAAUUCAACUAGUCCGAUUGGAAGAGGCGAUAAAUUAUUGCCUCGGAGCGUACAAAGCGGAAAUGCGAGAUUUCGAGUACAUAGACCUCGAAAUCAUAGCCGCGACGAGAGAAGUUGUCGGAUCGUCCUCAAUUCCAUCCGAGGAUACUACAAGCGGAAAGAAAGGAAGAAAGGAUGAAAAAUCUUCACUCGGAAAGCGAAAAACUGCUGCGUCGUCGAUUGAAAAAUUAGAAAUAACGAGAACGGGGGUUGACAAAGUGACGCAGACACCGCGAGUUAUUCCUCACGAGGACAAGGAUCCGUCCCUGGGGAACGCGGCUUAUAUUGGAAAAUGGAUACAUGAAUUUUUGACCCUGGGCGAGCCUCUUUCGGACGAUUUGAUCUCGAGGACGAUCGUGGAAUAUUUGAAGGGGGCUUCGGAGGAGCGAAUCGAAGGCUUCGUUCUCGUUAAUUAUCCCAACACUUAUCAUCAAAUGAGCUCUCUGGAAUAUGCUCUGAGCGGUAAAAUAUUGCCGGAACGUUUAAGAAAAACAUCGGACAAAAUGGAGAACACGAACGUUGAAGAAAUCGCUUCGAUCGUUUCGAGAAUUACUUUCGAAGAGGACGACAACGAUUCAGAGAGUUCACGGUUCGAAUCGAGGCUCGUACCAAAUCCCGCUAAACCUCAAUGCACCCUGGGCCGUUCUUGUUUGACGGGAUUCGUGAGAAUAAAACCUAAGCCCGACGUUUCGAUGGAAAAUUAUGGCAUCGGCGUCGAUGACGACGAUGACAUCUGGGAAAUUCUUUCCGAGAACGCAAAUGCGGUUGAUGAGUUUUACGCCGAUCAGGAAAUAGCCUCGAUCCUUUAUUACACGAUAUUCGAUCUUGCGACUCUGAAGAAACUCGUGAGACUCGUUAUUGCUGAAAAAAACGAAUUAAUCUCAAGAAUUCCCUCUCAAGAAUUAUUCGGCGAUCAUCUCAACUAUUUCGAGGGAAGAAGCAAUGAUUCUUCGACCAGCAGAGCUCCCAUAGUGAAGAGGUUAUUGAAAUGGACGGCAGGUGAAAGUUCUCUAGGAGAAAGUCGAUCUUCGGACUCGGUCGAAUCGCGACAAAUCGAAAUGCCGUUUCGAAGAUCAAAAAUUGGCUCUCAACCGUUGCCAGGGGAAAUAAUGUGGCCUUGGUCAAAUAUUCCUCAACCUCUACAAUUCUUACAGAGCCUUGCGAAUCUUUGGAAAAAACUCGAAACUCGCUACAUCGAGAAUUUAAAAGAAAUAUUCCAUUUAAAGAGAAUGAAUUUCGGUGGCAUCGUUCCUUACAAGGAUUUCGUGAUGAGACACAUGAUGGAAUUUAUCGACAGGCCGGACAAAAAGCAAGAUUGUUUGCAUCAGUUUCAUCGAGCCUUCAACGAUAUUGAUGAUCAAAUUCGUGAUAAUGUGGACGUGAAGAAAGAGCUUCAUUGCAGAAUCGAUGAUUUUCAAACAAAGCUCUGGGACAUUUGCGACUCUCGAAGGCGAGAAGCUCAGGAUGAGAGAAUGAGAAUAAUCAUGGAACAUUGGCUGACUCUCGAAAUGAUCAACGUUUCGAACGUUUACAUUGACAUUUUACAAGCUGAAAUUGAUCGUUGCAGCGAUACCCUCCAAUUCAUAAAUGAUUAUUACACCUCUGCAUUGCAACGUCCGCUUGUGGACGUUCGUUUCAGCCCAACAUUGAGAAAAAUUUUGCUCGUAGAUGAAACAUCCGAUUCGAGGCAUGAGACUGUCCUCGUGGAAAAUGAUUCAACGAAGAAUCAUCGGGGAAGAGAUCGAUCGAAGGACCCGUCGAUGAAAAUAAGCUUACCAAACAUUUCCGAGGCUCCGUCCCCUCCCACAGAAGAAUUAUUCAAAGAAGAAACCUUAAAAGUCCUCGUUCACGGGAAUCGGGAACCUUUUUAUCCGGCUCAGACUCUUUCUUAUAAGGCGAUCGAGGCAAAUAUUCGGUACGUUGAAAAAAUUCUCGAAUCUCUGGCGUCUCGAAUUUUGGACAAUUUGAAGAAGGAAGAAAGCAGCGACGUUCGCUCAUCCUCGAGAAAAGCUUCGGGCUCAAGGAAGAGUGGGCAAGAGAUUGAAAAUAAACAAUCACAGAAUUUGUUUCUCGAGUGGCGUUACGCUUUCAUGUACGAAAUCAAUCGCAUUCGUGUUCGGUUGAAGAUGUUGGAUGCCUCGUCGAGACACGACAUUAAUUAUUUGAUCGAUGCUGUGCGACGCGUUUUCUCAGAUAUUCAAAAUAACAUACUCGAGCGUUAUAACAGAGAAAUUAAGAGCGUCGACGAAAUGGCCACCGUCUUCCGUUUCGCCGUCGAAGAGGCCACGCCUAUCCAAGAAGAAUUGUUGCUCGAUGCCGAUCGUUUUAUCGUGCGAUCCAACGUUCUUAUGUUUCCUGAUGGACCGCAAGUUACCCACCGUCGCCACCGCCGUUCUUCCAUCCGUCAACAUUCUCUCCCAUCAAGAUUUACUAUUCCAAUGUUGUCUCGUCUCGUGGAGAUAUUUCGUCGGGCAGCGCCUUCUGGAAUCAUGUCGGAACGUUCUUUCGUGUAUAUACUUCAGGAUUUGUUGGUUUUUGAGACGAACGGAGACGGAGCCCUACCCUCUUAUUGGUCGAAGCUUCGUGCGUGCGAGGUCGGGAGACUCGUAAACGAAUUGUUCGGAAACGAGGACUCUAUUGAUUGGCGUGAAUUCAUUAUUUACGCGACAGAUAUCGAAAUGCCGAGUGUCGAUGAGAUUCUUAACGACUUGCGAUCUUUGAGGCGGAUCGAUGACAAAGCUCAAGAAUUCGUUAGUCGUCAAGAUUUUCUUUCCAUCAGACUUUGGUUCUGUGCUAACAGGGAGAACCCUGCUCGAGUCGACUUAUCGGAUGGUUCUUUGCAACGCUAUACAGAGUCUGAGGAGGAUGGAAUUGCUCCAAUGAAACUCGGUAGACAUUCCGAUUUACAGAACAAUUGGGAUAUUAAGGAAAAUGAAAUGAAUCCGGACGAAGCUCUGCGACCUGAGAUGCUUAAGCAAUUACUCUGUGACGUAUUUUCUUACGACAACGAAAAAGUCAACUACGUUGCUUUCCUGAUGGCCUUCUGCAAGGAUGAAAAACCCGAAGUUGGAUUUGGCAAAGCUUUGUGUCUCGCGAUCGGUGAUAAAGUUUGUAUCGACUGGGAGGAGGGUGAAAGGUACGUGAGAGAAUUCAUCGAGGAUCAACGAAGAUCCAUUUCGACAAAAUCGACCGGAAGUGAUAAUCGAUGCGAAGCCACACUGGUAUCUACAGCUGUUUUGGACCAUCUUCUCGAAAGUGUUUUUCGAUUAGCUGCACCUAAUUUCGGAGAGUCUGUGAAAAACAACGACCCAUGGCCGACGGAAGAAAAUAGAAAUUCUCGUCAUCGACUAAUGACGAUUGAAAAUACUAGCCCUUCCGGAAAGUCUUUCGUUGCCGAAAACGUUCGUCUCUCGGAGAGCAAAGUUUCGAUUUCGGUUCACAGCGAGGACACAGAAAGAAAAAAUCGGGGUUUAUCGGUCACGAUAAGUGUGCCGGAAAAAGAGAAUGAGUCCGGAAAAGCUUCUCAGAGUACCGAAAACGUUGCGGUUCAUUGGCUUCAUUUGCAAGUCUUCCAUUCAGUUUUUGCUGCCGUGUUGCAAAGUCACGCGGCUCAAGAGAAUCUCCUGGGCAGUGGCAGAAGUCUUUACGAAAAUCUCGAGCUUGUCUACCACGAACUUGGAGGGAAAGAAACGACCGAUGACCCCGAAGUGAUGAUUCUCUCGCAUAAAUUUAUUCAUCAUGAGUUUGUGAAAAAAUUGCUCGCGGAUUCUAGCAAAUUCACUACGAAACACUUGGGAAAUAUAAUUAAAGAAAUUAUGACUCAUCGUUAAAA